Molecule: messenger RNA, 1467 nt
Organism: Salpingoeca rosetta
Lineage: Eukaryota; Choanoflagellata; Craspedida; Salpingoecidae
Exons: 9
Coding region: 1-1467 (488 amino acids)
Source: RefSeq, a predicted model, not a curated record
AUGGAGGACGAUGACGACCUGCUGGCGGAGCUUGAGGCUGAGUUGGCAGACCUCGGCGAUGAUGAUGAUGGUGGUGAAGACGAUAACGAUGAACACGUUGGUGGUGACGCUGGUGGUGUAGAUGAAGGGAAGGAGUUGGAAAGCCAUGCGGAGGAAGGCAAAAGGGCUGGAAACAGCAACAACAGCACAGCGGGCAGAACAGCGGGCAGCAGUACCCAGUCCGGGUUGUCCACGGAGGACUUUGCAGCACUGCAGGCACAGCUUGUGGAGCUCAAGACUCAGCUGUACGAUUCGCAAGGGCGAGAGAAGGCACUGCGAAAGAAGUACAAAGCGCUGAGCAAAGCGACUGCGGCCUCGAGCGGCGGCGGGUCAAGCGGAUCCACAUCAUCGCGGUCCGCAGCAAAGAAGUUCUUCAGCGAUGUGUUCAAGCGAAACAAAGGCGACACACAGCAGCAAUCAGAACAACAGCAAGAACAGCAAGAACAACAACAACAGGACAGGAGCGAUGACUCUGCCAAAGAUGGCAGGCAGCGGUCAUCAUCAUCAGCGAAGAAGGCAAAGCAGCAGCACGACGACACGCUCGUCCGGCAGACGGCUGAGAUUAAGGAGUUGAAGCAGACAAUCUCCAACUUGGAGGCUGAAAUAGCGCUCCACCGCGAAACAAAGGACGAGCUGUCGCGAACGGUGCGGGCGUCGCAGCUCGAUCUUGAGGACCAGCGCAAUCUGUUCAAGAAGAGCAUGGCCGAGGUGUCCCAGCGCAACACCAACCUUGCAUCCCAGCUCCGCGUGGUGCAGAUGGACAAGCAGUCGCUCGCCAAGCAGUUCAAUGCCGUGCGCAAGGAGAGGGACGACUUGAAGCUACAGCUUGAUGCUGCACUCGCUGCACGCGCGGACAAGAACGAGCACCAACACGACGACGACGAUGGUGAUGAAGGAAGCCAGAGCGUGGCUGAUGGCGGUGGUGAAACACAGAAGGAACAACAACAACAGCCGCAGCAGCAGCAGCAGGAGAAGGAGAAUGAUGAUGGUGGUGAAAGUGAUGGUGGCAGUGGUGAGAAGGAAGAGAAUGAGGAGAUGGAAGGUGAUGAUGGGAUGAAUGAGGACGGAGAAGCAGUGCGCACACGCGAUAGAGACGAGAAUGAUGCCGAGGCGAUGGUGUCACAACAGGAACAGAAGCACGACAGCCACGACACCAAGCAGCAGCAGGAGGACGAGGAGGGCAGAGGGGAAGACGAAGUGAGUGGAAGCGAAAGCAGAGGCGAUCGUGAUGGUGGCAGUGAUGACGGCGUUGAAAAGUUGAGGGCGGAACUGGAAGCGCUGCAGGCAAAACUCUUUGCAGCCGAAGACGAGGCGCGCACACUGCGGGACGAGGCUGCAGCGACCAAAUGCGAACUGGAACGCGUGCAGAGGGAACUCAAGGUGGACAAAGUAUGGGUCGUUCUUCAGCGUCAACAACCGAUCGGUUAG